Molecule: messenger RNA, 920 nt
Organism: Punica granatum (pomegranate)
Lineage: Eukaryota; Viridiplantae; Streptophyta; Magnoliopsida; Myrtales; Lythraceae
Source: RefSeq, a predicted model, not a curated record
UACAUGCGAUCGGUUCUUUCUCAACAUCGUAAUCCUUACCAAAAUACGAGCCUCCCUCCCUCCCCGUGUUCUGAAUAAAAACCAAAACCAACCAUAAGGAACUUUCUGUAAAAAAAAAAAAAACUUUGGAGCCCUAAAGAGGAUUUCUGACUUGCUUGGUCUCGUCGUCUCGCGUUGUGCGAUGUCAAUGGUGAAAGAACCGUCCCAACAGCAGCGAGUCAGCAAAGACCCGUGCCCACCGCCUCCCACUGAGACUCAUCCCAACAGCAGAAAGCGCCCCCUCGACUCUUCCUCCUCCGCCGCCACCACGACCAACUCCAACAAUGUCUCCCGGAUUCGGAGCUCCAACAACUACUUCAAGAUGCGGUCUUUGCUCAAAGACCUCCGCCCCCAUUUCAUUGAGGUGCUUCGGACCCCGGACUUUCGGAAUUGCAAGGCAGCUCAAGAAAUUAGAGAAAAGUUGAAGCUUCUUAUGGACCUUUACAUGCUGAUGAUCAAGGAACCUUCCUCGACCGCAAAGCUUAAUAAUUCGCCACAGCAGGUAGCUCCAGGACAGCAUCCAUCAAACCAUCCUGCUGCAAAUUUGUCAGAGACUAAGCCGAUCGAGAGGCAGCACCAGCCCGAAAUAGAUUCUCGGGGAACUUAUAUUAUUGGCGGGUCAGGUUCUGGGUGGAACUUCAUCACAUUUCCAGGCCAGAAACCUGUAUACUGUGGCAUGACAAAGGAAUCAUUUCGAGCCGCCCAAGUGAAAUUACAAGGACGCUGAACUUAAAGGACGAGGCAGAUCGAUUUUGUUUGUUUCGGGGUCUGCAGUACGCAAAAUUUUUUUUCCCCCUUUUCUUUUUAAACUUUGAUGCUGUACACGAUUUUUGACCUCUUUAUAAAAUGAAUCUCAGCAAUCCGUUGGUUCAAGUGUGUAA